This is a messenger RNA of Triticum dicoccoides, 1323 nucleotides long. RefSeq names its product serine protease HTRA1-like. The record is from RefSeq and is a predicted model, not a curated record. The coding region runs from base 1 to 1323 and encodes 440 amino acids. The transcript is spliced from 11 exons. Lineage: Eukaryota; Viridiplantae; Streptophyta; Magnoliopsida; Poales; Poaceae. Gene Ontology annotation, molecular function: protein binding; serine-type endopeptidase activity. Gene Ontology annotation, biological process: proteolysis.
AUGUUCGCGGCCUUUGAGAGUGAAAAAGCCCAACCCCAACCAAAAUUAGAUCGUGCGUACGACGAUGAUGUGGUCGAGUCCUCGGCGGAGGAAUCCUCUUAUCCACCCAGCCCUCUGCUCCACAAACCCUACAUCCCCGACGAGCUAGCUCAUAGGCCGGACAUACGUGCCGCCUACAAGCACGCCGAAGCCGAAUACCGAGCAGGCAAAUCUUGUCGGUUUGUCUUCACCUUGGAUCGCUACUCUCCCCGUUCGUGCCUGUCCAACGACCGAAGCCUUCUUCAUAUCCGCGAGCCUGCAAAGGAUGCCGUGCUUUUUGCCGCCAACUCUGUCGUCACCCUCUCGUCCUAUCUUGACGAUGAGCCGCUGAAUAGGUGUUCUGGUUUGUGGAUUCAAUGGGACGACAAGAAGAAUACCGCCGUGGUUUUGACGUCUGCGCAUCUCAUUUGCGCAAAGGAAUACGAUGAGUGGAAGAAUGAGUGGACGGGUGAAUAUCAUCGCGAGGCUGAGGUCAUUGUUCGCUUGUUGGACGACACAACUGCAGAAGCCAGUCUCCUCUACCUACAGGAGCAUUAUGAAUUUGCUCUUUAUGAGGUUGUAGUGGACAAACCGGUUCAGCUAUCCACUUUUAACGACAAUGUAAACUCUGGUCAAGACGUUUUCCGACUUGGAAGAGAUGAAAAUCUUGAUCUAAGGAUAACCCAUGGUAGGGUGAAAUAUAGGAUUCCAAUCCAUCAUGAGAGAUGUCACUACAUGUAUUUUUCCAACGAUGAACAUAGAUUCCGUGACGAUGGAGGCCCCGACAUUGACUUAGAAGGGAAGGUUGUGGGAAUUGUUAACAAUCAAAUCAAUGAGACCUUUUUACCCUCUUCUAUAUUGCGUAAGUGCUUGAAUUCAUGGAGAAAGUUGAAGUGUGUCCCUCGUGCCCACCUUGGAAUGACCUUUACUUCCAUCAAGCUUCUAGAUCCUAUUUGUAUUGAGAGGAUAAGGUGUAAGCAUAACAUUGCAUCCGGUAUUAUUGUUGAACAGGUGUCAAAAGAAUCGAAUGUUGAGAAACUUGGAAUCCGCAAGGGUGAUAUUAUUGAACGUUUCAAUGGAGAGUAUAUUUCUAGUACAACCGAGUUGGAAAAGAUGUUGCUGGAUAUAGGCGGGGACCAAUUUGAUCAAGCAAAAGUCUUAAAUGCUGAAAUAGGUGUUCGAAUUCAAAUAUUUCGUGCCACGAAACUUUGCCGAAGAGUUAGAAACUUGACCGUAAUUGUAUCGGAUUGUGGAGAGAAUAUCAUAGAAGGCACUUACCCUAUCACUGAUGGCCUUUGGAAAUGA